GAGGAACUCUUUUCAUGCAAGUAGUGAACGCACAACAGGAUGUAGGCAUUUGUGUAAAAGAUCUUGCAGGGGAGAGGAAGACCGUCUUACUCAUGUCAGGUGUGCUGCAAGUCGGAUUCUGCCACGCAAUAUGAGUCCCGUCUGCCAGAAAUCCAUUUUUUGCCCCAUCAACUACCUCAAUCACCUGUCAUGAAGCAGGUCCAGCAUCUACUGCAGCCCUUGAACUGCUGCUAAUUGAGCUUCAGAAAUUUAUGGACUGUGUAUUGAAUUAUUCUAUGAUUUUCCAUGACAAUAUGCUCAGCUACAGGAAUUGGAUGUCAGCUUUUGAUUGAGCAUAAAAGACUUGUCGAAGUGUGCCCGAACAAAGAUGUUUCUGGCUGGUGCUUCAAUUGCGAGCCUGGUUGCAAGCCUGCAACUCUGGGAGCCAGACACGCCUCAAUGUCCCCAAGAAUUUUGUCUUUUUUGGUGGCGACAGUGACACACUAUGACGCAUUACAACACAUGACAUCACACAUCCUGGUAAGCAGCUGCAGAAUAUGAGAACCUGGGUUUGUCCAAGAAUUGAGAUCCGCUCUCAGUAGACCGGGUUCCGAAUUCGCACAAUCUAUUAAACUAUAUGUCCCUAAGCAUGGUCUCCCUCAAAGCAGGUCAAGAUGAAGUCGCAGAAGGAGAUGGUUGCCCGAGUCUAUGCACUGCGAUUCUUCGAAGAAUGGGGUGAAGUUGACAGCAGGUCUUCCUCAGGAUUUGGUGGCGCGAAAGAGGCACAACCUAAGCCUCUUGUGGCAGAAAGAGGGCGACUAGCAGCCACCUACAGGAUCGGUAGCAACCUGCACGUCCUGCGCGCCGCAUGUCUAUCAGGCAGCUGGUCCUCGCAGACGUUGAACUUGAUUGAUCGCGCGAGAGCUAUGAGGCCGGACCUGGGACGCGCUUCCAGCCAUCUUCAGUAAAACCGGAACCCAGUCGAGUCGUGUCGUAAGCUUGGUUGUAAAGGCUUAGAGGUUCAUAGGUGAUGGAGGCGGGUUGUGGGGCUGCAGACGACUGUGCGGUAUUUUUGACCACGAAAGUGGAUGCGCAGGUCAUUCUUCGCCCUGACCGUUGCCAUGCGCAGCCAAAACAUUGCAUGAACACUGGAUGGCGAAAACAGCG
This is a messenger RNA of Durusdinium trenchii, 1146 nucleotides long. NCBI's taxonomy places the organism in Eukaryota, Dinophyceae, Suessiales, Symbiodiniaceae. The record is from the annotation of a GenBank genome assembly.